CCUCGCCCUCCAACCGCUGCUGAGAGUUUCAGUGCACCGGGAACCACGUUAAGACCGAGAAGCCCCAACCAAGCCGCGGAAGGCUCGGGAACCAGCGAGUUGCAUCUAAGAAAAAGCGCCCCGAUGUUCCUUCAAUUCCACCUGCUUUGGCUCGGCCUCUUAGCACCCCAUCCCUGCAAUCCAUCUUAGCUUUCUUUCUUAUUAUUUUUAAAUCAUUAUUAUCUAAACGUUUUGUUUCUUUCUGAAGAGGUACAUCAGGAGGGGGACCACAUAGGUGGAGGGGGUGUAGUGGGGUGGGAACGGAGCGUUUGAUUAGAGAUCUCAGGGGAGAAGAUUGGUCUCUCCAGAUGCUGAUUUCCAAAGCACUUGACAAUCACCGGCAGAAGCCGAGAGCGGGCGGCGCCGGCGGCGGCACCGGCCCGCGGGCAGCUGGAGCCCGGCGCUGAGUCCUGCCCAGCGUGACCCGGACCGACGGACGCGCAGAGACCCUGCUGGGACCCGCCCUCCAGCCGGCGCCCGGGGAGCCGCCGGCCGGCUCUACCUCCCGCCCGGGAGCCGGGCAGGGCGAGAAGGCAGCGCGAGUGGCGGUGGCGACCCCCGCCAGGGUUCCUGCGACGAGCGGUGACCAGCAGCGCCCGCAGCCGCGGUCCCGCUCUCCACUCGGACGUGGCCAAGCGGCGGCGGCCACGACCUCCGGCUUCCCCGGAUCGUCCGGCUGCGCCCUGGGCGCAUCUGCGCGCCUGGCCCCGCGCCCCGCGGAGAGGGCGAUGGGUCCCGGUCAGGACUGAGCGCCCCUUCCCCUCUCCCCAGUCCCGCCUGGCGCCUCCUCCUCUGCCCCGAGGGCGAGCCACGGUCUGCGCCGCCGCCUUCCCCUCCGGUGCCCCCGGCUCGCCGUCCUCCCGCGCCCUCCCUCCCCGGACCCGUUCCCGGGGCCACCAUGGCCGCGGCCAUCGCUAGCGGCUUGAUCCGCCAGAAGCGGCAGGCGCGGGAGCAGCACUGGGACCGGCCGUCUGCCAGCAGGAGGCGGAGCAGCCCCAGCAAGAACCGCGGGCUCUGCAACGGCAACCUGGUGGAUAUCUUCUCCAAAGUGCGCAUCUUCGGCCUCAAGAAGCGCAGGUUGCGGCGCCAAGAUCCCCAGCUCAAGGGUAUAGUGACCAGGUUAUAUUGCAGGCAAGGCUACUACUUGCAAAUGCACCCCGAUGGAGCUCUCGAUGGAACCAAGGAUGACAGCACUAAUUCUACACUCUUCAACCUCAUACCAGUGGGACUACGUGUUGUUGCCAUCCAGGGAGUGAAAACAGGGUUGUAUAUAGCCAUGAAUGGAGAAGGUUACCUCUACCCAUCAGAACUUUUUACCCCUGAAUGCAAGUUUAAAGAAUCUGUUUUUGAAAAUUAUUAUGUAAUCUACUCAUCCAUGCUGUACAGACAACAGGAAUCUGGUAGAGCCUGGUUUUUGGGAUUAAAUAAGGAAGGGCAAGCUAUGAAAGGGAACAGAGUAAAGAAAACCAAACCAGCAGCUCAUUUUCUACCCAAGCCAUUGGAAGUUGCCAUGUACCGAGAACCAUCUUUGCAUGAUGUUGGGGAAACGGUCCCGAAGCCUGGGGUGACGCCAAGUAAAAGCACAAGUGCGUCUGCAAUAAUGAAUGGAGGCAAACCAGUCAACAAGAGUAAGACAACAUAGCCAGAUCCUCACAGGUGUUGUGACUUAUUCGUCCUGAGCACAGUUGAGUGAUUUAUCCUCACCAGACAUUCCUGCUCCGUGGCUGAAGAGCAGCAGGAAGUAAGCUAAUGCUUAUUCUUUGCUGUCUCCGAACUUCUCUGUUGCAAGUGGAUAAAUCUCAACCUGUCGCACCCCCCGCCCACAACAAGAAGACACCUGGAUAACCAGCUAAACUCAGACCAUGGAAUGCCCUACCAGAUAUGGAAUGCCUUUUUAAUAUCUUUUCUGUGACUGUGACACUUCAUGUGAAUGACAUACUUCACAAGUACACUCGAUACCUUGCCUGCUGACAGCUACCCAUAAUCCUUUUUGAGUCCUGUUUCAGCAAAAUCUAUGUGUUUAAGUUCAAUUUUGUAGCACACAAAUAAUAUUGAGUAAUUUCUAGUUAGACGCUGUAAACCUGUGCUAUUACGGAUUUCUCUUCUUCCCAUUUUCACAGGGCUGCUCGCUCCACUGUCUGUGACCUUUUGCAGGGAUUUUGUUCCUCUAAAUCUUAAAUGUUGCAGUUGGCUUAGGUCGGAGAGCAAUCAGGGAAUCAGGAAGCCUUCUAAACCUAUUAUUACAAAUUGCAUCUAUAAAGAUUAAGAUUGUUGUCUCUGGCUCACACUAUCGAUUAAACACACAUAUACGCUCUGUCCAGUAGCAGAUACUGUGCUCCCAAGGUCGGCAUUGCCUGGGUGGGAAAUGGCUCAAACACAAUCCAGGGAAGCUCUCUAUGAUAUGUGUUUGACAUCCCCCUCUAGUUUCUUUGUGUGUGUGUGUUUUAUACAUAUCACAAGCUUACUGGUAAUGGUAACAUUUGCCUUGCCCAGCGAGCAAGACCCACUGGUUUUUGAGAAAGUGGGUCCAAAGAUUUCUGUAGGCCUUGUAGGCCUGAUUAAGGUUCAUUUUUCAUCUAUUAAUUAAUUCUCAUUAUUUGGAAAAAAAAAAGGAAAAUCAAUAAUUACAACCUACAAGAAUUGCGCUACCUAAAUCCAUUUCAGAUAUACUCCAUCCUGUUUUUAAUGAACCAAACUUAAUGCCAUCCCCGUUUCUGGCUGCGUUCCCCUCAUACUCAGCAGAGCAUGGGCAAGACGGCUGUUGUGUUCUUUCCUGCAGCAGCAAUGCAAACGUUAGUUAUAAAUUAGACUUUAAUAUUUUUGGUGUUUAAUGACAAGUUUUUAAAUGGGACAUAUUAGGAAAAAUAUUUUUUUUAGCUCAGCAUGCUGAGUCCGGUACUGUGUAUUUCACCAGUACAUGCCUCUAGCUCAGCAUUUGGGGCUCAUGUUGCCCAGUGGCUGGGUUAGAGGUGCCUUGCCAUGAUCUCAGAAUAUAGUCUGUUGAAUUAUCCUAGAUGAAAAUAAAUAAAGGCAAACCAACACAUUCAUCCAUCAGGAUUUUGGUCCAUUCCAUUUAUUUUCUUUUGUUUUAUUUUGCAUUCUUAAUUAAUUUCUUUUAGUUUAACACUGUUUGAACUCUGAGCUUAGGGAAGACAACUACCAAGAAAGGCCAGGAACAGUUGACUACACAAUGAAGAUUCCAUGCAAAAUGUUCAAUAUUGGAUCUAAAGGGGUUCAAAAUGUUUCAUACUAAACUGUUUGGGAAUAUAUUUGUUAACUCUGUGUACACCUAAUAAAAUUCAAUGUUUUCUUCUCAGAAGAGUUCAUUGAGACCAAACUGAACCUCAUUUAUUGAAAAUUAUAUGUGGGAUCAAUGUACUGGCCUCUUGUUAUUCUUUCUAUGUGGGAGGAUGACCCAGUCAUCAUUUUCCCCAUCUGCACUGUAUUUAUUGGGAAAUUAUUUUGUCACUGCUUUCAUAAAUCUUCUUCAUGACAGCCCUUGCCCAGCACUAAAAAAUUCUGGCCUGCUUAGCUGAUUAAAGGUUUAGUAUAAAUUUAACUGUUUAUGCUUAUUUCAUUUUCAUAUUGGAUUCUACUUGAAUAAAUAAAAAGUUAGCAGAA
Molecule: messenger RNA, 3660 nt
Organism: Gorilla gorilla gorilla (western lowland gorilla)
Lineage: Eukaryota; Metazoa; Chordata; Mammalia; Primates; Hominidae
Gene: FGF14
Product: fibroblast growth factor 14
Exons: 5
Coding region: 938-1681 (247 amino acids)
Molecular function (GO): growth factor activity
Source: RefSeq, a predicted model, not a curated record